Durusdinium trenchii is the source of this 1375-nucleotide messenger RNA. Lineage: Eukaryota; Dinophyceae; Suessiales; Symbiodiniaceae. The record is from the annotation of a GenBank genome assembly.
UUAGCUGAGAGGAGAAAAAAACACGCGGCCGGCCAUUUUGCGCAGAACAAAAUUCAGCGAAAGGAGCUGAUUCCAUCAAGUUUCUCACAAUUUCUGGCAGCAAACGCUUUAGAGUAUUUGCGCAUGUGUCCGUAAAAUCGUUCCAAGACAGUUAGUGGAGUGCACGUUGGUUUUCAACAUGUUCUGUUUUAGGGUUAGCCACUUCAAGAACGGUUCUGGUUUCUUGGAGUUUGAAAAUGAAGUGACCUGCGCGAUGGGAUUUCAUACUGAAUGGUAGUUUCCACAGUUGUCUCGAUUAGGUGAAGUUGACUUGGCGCAAAAACGUUGCAUUGCUUCAAUUCAUGAGAGUUUGAGGUUAGAAAGCAGCUGCUUUCAAACUCAAAAAGCUAUGCAGGUGUGGUCUACGAAGGUGAAUUUUUGGAUGGUAGGCGGCAUGGACAUGGGACCACAGAGAUCCCUGAAGCACUGCAGCAGCGCCUGGGUUUCAAAACCCAUGUUGGCCAGUACAAAGACGGACUCCGACACGGUCCGGGGGAGAUGGUCUUCGCAGACGGUGCAGUCUACAGGGGAGACUUCGAGAAAAACGGUCGCCAUGGCAAAGGCCUGUACAGGAACAGCGUGGGCAUUCCCAUUUUCGAUGGGCCUUGGAGCAGCGAUGAGCCUGGAACUGGCGCGGCCGAUGUUCUGUAUAGUUCAGGUCAUCGUUACAAGGGGCACGUGCAGAGCGGCGCUCGCGAGGGAGAGGGAACAUUGUGGCAUGACAGCCUGGAUGGUUCCAACUUGAUAUACACAGGGCAGUGGAAGGCAGAUGAAUUCCAUGGGGAUGGUGAGCUCCACUGUCCUGACGGCCUGUAUCGUGGACAGUUUGUGAAUGGCGUCAGAGAAGGAGAAGGUCGUUUUGAGUACAGCCGCGACACUUCGAGCUACUACCAGGGGCAGUGGAAGGAGGACCAACCGCAUGGCAUUGGAACAUGCGUUGACCAACACGGAGAAUAUGCGGACCGGGAGUUCGAAGAAGGGGAGCUCAGUAGACGCUACUUUUCGAGGUCGCGGAGUGUUUUCAAAGUGAAGCACACAUUGCCGGCGAUGAGUGUAAAGGUGGAGCCAGGACCGCAAGGCCUACCCCGGAGCUCAGUGAUUGGUGGACUCUUGGGUGAGGAGCCACAAACACAGUUGAUUGAUAAUGGCGGCAAUACACGGCGUUCGGGGCACCGCCCGAGCUCCAUGGGUUUGCGUUGGGCUUAGCUUGACAUCACGCUGCGCGGCAAGUUCAAGAAGUUCGCGACUUUCAUUGAGCGAAAGGAUCGGCAUUCAAACGUGUACAUAGAGCCUAUUUGGGCCGCCUAAAGUCGGCGUGCCUUGUGCUUGAGCGAAA